AUGGCUACCGCUGGAGCAGCUGGAGACGACCUGCGAAAAGAGCUCACGUGUGCGAUUUGUUUGGACUUCUUUAAAGACCCUGUCAUCCUGAAAUGCGGACACAAUUUCUGUCGCUUUUGUAUCUGCAUGCACUGGGAUGAAAAUGGCGGAGACUACGGGUAUCAGUGCCCUCAAUGCCGAACGGUAAGCAAAAAAAAACCACAUUUUCUGAAUUGAGCUUUUUUUAUCCUCAUGAAACACGCUCUGACAUCUGACUUUUCACUGAAAACUGUUUAUCAGUUUAUUUUAAUUGGGCUGGUUGACUGUUUGUGGUAAAAGUAUUAUCUACGCAGUGUAUUUCGUAGCUACCGUUGCUAUGAUAGCGAACCUUAGCUAGCGUGUUUGAACUAGAAACCCUCAGUAGUUCAGCAACUGCAACUGUAUAUUAUCUUUUAAAAUAAGCUAAUAAAAAAAACAACACCUCACUUUUAGUCUCCUAGAAACAGAAUCUGCGUCGUUUCUGUUUAACCCUUCUCUGUAUUUGAUGCUCCAGGUGUUCAACAAGAGGACGUUCACCAAAAACUACCUGGUUCAGAACCUGGUGUCCAAACUGGAUGAUUUGGACUGCCUGGGUUCUUGUCCGGCUCCGUCCAAGCCCGUGAAAGUGGACGGGAAAUGUGACCAACAUGGCGAAGAGCUGAAAUUGUACUGCCAGACUGAUAAGAGGCCCAUCUGUGUUGUCUGCAGGGAAUCCAGAGCACACAGGUAGUUUGUGUGUCACGGUCUGCAGAAAAGCAGAACAACGUGUACUUGUUUCUCUAAAGCUGCUGCUUGCCUUACUAAAAAUGUCCAGUCAAAUGCACGAAGCAUACUGCAUUUUGCUGAGUGUAUGUGUUUUAUUUUGGACUGUGCCAUUUUUACUUUAAAGAUGCAGAAUUUGUUCUCCUCAGAGACCAACAAUGUAGGUGAAGGCAGUGAAUGCAUGCUUCUACUGUAAAAACCAGAAAGCCAAUAGUUCUGAGUUUUAUAAUUGUAACAUAACGUUGACCAAUGUUAAAUUUUCUUUGAUACAAAAACUUUAAUUCAAUUUGUACCCUGUUAUCAACUAUCUUCUCAACAUGUCAUCAUGAUGUAGAUUAAAAACAAAUCAUCCUUGACAUAGAUUCAGCACCAUCUUAGCUUGCCAUUUGGCUCUCUGUGUGAUUGGAUGAAGAAGCUGCAUGAGAUAAACAGAAGUCUCAACAGUUUUAUCUCCAGAGUCAAGGACAUUUAAUUUCACUGCACACACUCGCUUUUACAGUCUAAAGGCUUAAGACAGGGGUGUCAAACUCAUCCACAGCAAGGGGAUAAUCUGGAUUUAGGUCCAACCUGAGGGUCGAACAGGGUCAACAUUUCACCAAAACUGUCAACCUCCAUUUACACAUCAUUCAGAAAUUAAAAAAAAUAAAUAAAAAGAUAAGUUUAAAGGCAAACUGAGAUAGAAAAAUGUAUUUAAUUUUUAUUUUUUAUUCUAUUUUUAUUUAUUAGUUCAAAAAAAUCAGAGCAUGAUAUUAAAAAUAGAAAAAUAAUGCUUUUUAAAGUGCUAAUACAUGAGGAGAACAUUGAAAUCCGGUAUAAAAGGUAAAAAUAUGACUUGAAAUUUAAAAUUGAAAUCCAAGGUAUAAAAAUGACACAAGUCUAAAUACUGAGUUGAACAAAAUCAAAGCAUGAAAUAAAAAAUCCAAUCAUGUUUGACUUGUAAUCUUGAAAUGCAAAAUUUAAAACUUUAAAUAAAACAAAAAAUAUAUUUCCCCCCACAUUCUUGACCGUUUAUCAAAUUUUUGUAUUUGUCUUUAAUUUCCCAGAUUUUAGUGGCUUAUUAAGGACAUUUAAAAAAUUGUGCUAAAGUUUACAUUAUUAUACUGAGGGAAAUCUGCAGACUUCAUACUGGUGGGCCAAUAAUAAUACAAAUAUGAUAUGAUCUUUUGGGCCAGAUAUAAUUGUUCCACAGGCCAGAUUUGACACCUGUGGCUUAAGCAAAUGUCAGGGCCGUUGAAACUUUGUGAAGGGUUUAUGUAUUGCUAAGCAACAGAGCUUUUGGAGUAUUUAUCUGCACCUUUUUAACAUCAAUGUAAAUAAAAGACAUGAUGUUGAAUGUUUUUUCCUCAAGAAUAGUUUGUGAAAAUGUACUUUGAGGAGUUUCAAGAUCUAGCCGAUGCUUAAACACUACAGUCUGUGAACAUGACUGUUUUAAGAGAGUCUGAAGUUUAAAGUCAUAGUGACUUGAACAUGAACAGAGUCAACUCUUUCACUUAAAUUCCCUCUUUUUGUCUUUCCAGACACCAUGAGGUAGCACCAGUCCCAGAGGUUGUGAAUGACAUGAAGGUAAGUCCUGACGUUACAUUUGUUGUAUUGUGCUUCACAGGAGAGUGAAUAGUCUCUGCCAUAGUGUUUCAUAUCAUAAUUAAUUGUUCUAUCCCUCUGUGUUUUGUUAUAUGCACUUAUUCCAGAUGGAGUUGAAACUCAGACUAAUGGAGCUCAACUGGCAGAAGUCUCAGUGUGUAAAAGUUCUAACAGCUGAUGAGCGCACCAGGAAUGAAGUCAGGGUAUGGAACGGCCCUUUUAAUUAUAAUUAUGUUUCAAAACAUGUCUGUUGGCCAAACUAAUACUUUUCUCAUCAUGCUAUUCAUCUCUGUGAUUGUUUUUUUUUCCAGCUGAAGAAACAGAGACUGAAGGAGAAGAUUGAGGCAGAUGUUGGUGCCCUGGUCCAGUUCUUGCUAGAUGAGAGAGACUCCCUGCUGGAGAGCUUAGAUGCCGAGGAGGUGGCCACUAUGGCUGUUAUAGAUGACAACAUGAAGAUUGUGGAGGAGGAGACUGCAGCUGUGGAAAAAGCUAUAGCUAAUAUCCACAGCCACAUCAGCGGGAAAACUAGCUUUGAGGUCAGUCUCAAAAAAAUCUGGUAUCUCCUUCCUCUUGUUGUUGACGUGUUUUGGGAAGAGGCAUGUACAAUAUUUGGGCAGACAUUUGCUAACAGUAGCUCUUUAGGUUGAAAAUGCUGUACAAAAUAAAUGACAAUGAUGACAUGUAAAAACAACAAGCAUUUAUUGACUUUUGAGCUUAACUAAGUUGCAUUUUACCAAAAAGAAAAUCGUCUUUGGCUUCACAGCUCACAGGCUACUUUUUUAUGUGGUGCUGAAGCUGACAUUUCAAUGCCUUUUUUUACCAAGCAGCUGAACAUUUUCACACUACUUGCAAGGACAACAAGAUUUCACACAUUGCACUUAACAGCAAGAGUGCACAUUUCUAUGAUACACUUCAUAACUACCACUGGAUUGACUUAAACGACGUCAUCAUUGGGCCGUUUGAUUGACAUGAAUGUUUAGAAAUAAUCAAUGUUUUCUUCUUUUUUAUUCCAACAGAGCUUGGCAGAGACAUUCAACGAGUAAGUUCUUAAAAAUGACAUUCUAAGUUACUUUUGGGAAAAAAGAGUUUCACAUAAUUUUGAUGUUUUAAUUUUUUUUUAACAUUUGUUUUUCUCCACAGAGCCAUCCAUUGCAAGUCUUUCACAUCUCUUGAGCCAGUUAAUUGUCAGACUGAAUUCACCGACUUCUCAGGGCCCUUCCAACUUAUCAUGUGGAAGAAAAUGAUGCAUGUGCUGCAUACAAGUGAGUAGCUUCAACAUAGGAACAUGCACUGUUAUGUUUUGGGUUUCUCCUCUGAUUCUCUCUGUUUCUCUGUAAAGUGCCUCAGAACCUCACCUUGGAUCCAGACACCGCUCACCCAAACCUGCUCAUCUCAGACUUUGACACUAAAGUUGAGGAGGGCCGCGUCCGUAGCCAGGAGCCAGACCUGCCGGCCCGCUUCACCCGUUUCUGUGGCGUCCUUGCCACAGCCCAGUACGCCAGCGGCCAGCACUACUGGGAAGUGGAUGUGAAGGACAAAGGCGUGUGGUACCUGGGAGUCACUACUGAGUGCAGCAACAGGAAGGGUUUCGUCAGUCUCACUCCCUCUGCAGGAUACUGGAGCCUGUGCCUGCAGGACCGUCUGUACGCUAACGGAGAGGACGGGCGCAUUCCUGUCGCCGACUACUGGAACUCUCCUCGAGUCGGGGUGUACCUGGACUACGACAAUGGGCGCCUUAGUUUCUACGACGCCGUCACAAUGAAGAGACUGUACAUGUUUGACACCUGCUUUGAGGAGCCCGUCUAUCCUUUCUUCAGCCCAGGGAAGAAUGACCCAGGCAGCAGGCUGCAGAUAUGCCACUAUUACUGA
Molecule: messenger RNA, 4230 nt
Organism: Xyrichtys novacula (pearly razorfish)
Lineage: Eukaryota; Metazoa; Chordata; Actinopteri; Labriformes; Labridae
Source: the annotation of a GenBank genome assembly